Messenger RNA from Chilo suppressalis (striped riceborer), 4190 nucleotides. The record is from the annotation of a GenBank genome assembly. NCBI's taxonomy places the organism in Eukaryota, Metazoa, Arthropoda, Insecta, Lepidoptera, Crambidae.
AUGAGUCAGCCGAAGAAAACGGAGGAGCACAAACCGGACACGAAGCCACGACCACCUCAGAAACCAAUUUUGAACGUCCCACACGUAUUCAUAAAGAAAAAAGUUAUCAUUAAAACAAUACAGCCUGACGCAGUUCAGCAAUGGGCAAAGGAAAUAUCGGAUGUAUUAUUGAAAACCGAGGAGCAAGUGGUGCCGAGGAAGGAGUUUCUAGCCAGUUUCUCUGACAUGAAGACCGCAGUGCGAAACGGUUCUGCCAUCGUUGAGCAAAUGGCGAACGAAUUAGAGGAGAUGCUCCUGCGGAGGGUCAAGGCAUCGGAGGCCAUCAUGAAGCGCGCUGAGAGCCUCUACAGCAAGGACAUCCAGCCGCCUGAUGACUACACUUUCGACUAUAGUGUGGACAUAGACAAGUUGAAGAAAAAAUUAUCACCGGAGGACGAAUGGGACUUGCCCGAGACGUGCAGGAGUCUAAGGCGGGUGCCGGUGGCGCGCAGCGAGCACUUCGACGGCGAUAUCUCACUGGACACCUCCAGCGUACAUUUCUCCGAAGAAAUUUUUAACUGCGCCCCAGAAGUGGUCAAGCAUUUGUAUUGGUCGGAAGCGCUAUUGUCGACGUUCAAGGAAAAUUAUGCACAAGAUGCGUCUAUGGAUUUUCAAUACUUCUGCAGUGCUAAAGGAUUUCUACGAACGUAUCCAGCCACUUCAUGGAGCAGCAUGUUCAAGUUGCAGCUGGAGGAUGUGGGUGACGUAUACGACUGUCGGCUACGGCCGUGGUACGUUAGCGCGAGCGGUGCCCCGCGCGACGUGCUCAUACUAUUGGACGCAACAGGGUCUAUGGACAACUCGUCUAACCAAGUGAUCGCUGAGCAAUUCACACUGGCAAUGCUGAACGCGCUCACCGAUGAUGACCAAGUCAACGUGUUGCGGUUCAACAAGACCGUCAAGUCGCCCAUCAGGUGCUUCGACUACAAACUUGUGCCGGCGAACCACGUAAACUCAGCAGCGAUGAUGUCCGCAUUAAAAGACCUGAAAAUGUACAACUUAACUGACAUGGAAUACGUGUUGAAUUACUCGGUGCGCAUGCUGCAGAGACAGCGCGGCACCCCAGAGCGACCGCCCUCCUGCCAGCAGGCAAUCGUACUAGUCACCGAUAGCAUGGAGUAUAACUUUACGGACAAAAUGCGCCUGUUGGACCCAAGUGGACGGAUCAGGUUAUUCGUUAUGUGGUUGCACGACCGUUACGGUCUACGCGACAACACGCUACAGCUGGGGCAGUCAGUGAGCUGUGACCGCGACGGGCACUUCGCGGAGUUAGUGACGACGGCUGACGUGACGGAGCAGGUCAUGCGCGUGCUGCGCGUACUCGAGCGCCCGCUCGUGGCGCAGCGGUCGCGCCGCCUGCGUGUCUACAGCGACGUGUACGCGCAUCUGGAAGAUCCAAGAAGAAGCGAAUAUUAUUGGAGACAAAAAGAGAAUGCCGAACAAGUGUACCGCUACAACGAACUGAGAAAAAACAAAGCGAAGUUGCUGAACGACACAUACAAACAUCACAUGCAUCAACAGAGCCUAGAUCAGCAAGGGUUCUAUUACGAAGGUAUAGAUCGCAACUAUCGUCUACAGAUUAGCGUGUCGGUGCCAGUGUUCGAAAGCACAACUGUUGAAAAUAUCACUAUACAACUCUUUGAGGAAGACCCGAGGAAUGCGACGCGAACGUAUCCUGUCAAUCGGCUCCUUGGUGUUGCUGGUGUCGAUAUACCUAUCGAUCACUUGAAGCUUAUCCUGCCUUACUAUCAGUUGGGCGCCGGAGGGUCAUUAUUUUUGAUCGACCAUCGCGGAAAUAUCGUCUUGCAUGAUAACAUGAAACCAGUUUUUGACGGCGACAUAUUGAAGCCCGGCUACCGAACGGUAGAUUUUAUGGAUCUAGAACAACCCGAUAUCCCCCAUGAGCCCAGAGACUACCCGCAGGAUUGGAAAGAGUUUCGUAAAUCACUCGUAAUAAGUCAGCCUAAAGGCAGUCGGGUGAUGAACGGGAAGAACGUAUACGAGUACGGUAUGAGGGCGAGUAUGGAACCAAGGGAAUAUCAUUGGAGGCGGGUGGUGGACCAUUAUACGGCCGUUGUGGUUUUACCGCCUUAUGGAAGAAAGCAUGCGGUGCCGGAGAGCUCCUUUACUCAACAAUUAGCAGAGGCCGCGCUGAAAACUUUGUCGAGGAGUGAUUUUUCAGUACAUCCUGAUUGGUUAUACUGUCGACAUGUGGAGCCCUACUUCGACUCGCAAGACUCUGAGGUACUACACUUUAUCAGGCGACGCAGCGACGAACCAAAUUUCGCCAUGAAGAAGCUCAAGCAUGUGUACUCGAACAUACCACCGGCUUUACUCGACAAGACCUAUCAAUGUAACGAGCAGCUGAUGGCUCGACUUUGCAAGGAGGCGGUAGCUACCAGCGAAUGGGCCGACGAGCACCAAGACUUCGACUGCAUGGGCUGCGUGCUGGGCGCCGUCACUGCUUUCUAUGCUGGCGAGAGUGGUUUGACCCGAUGGCGACAGUACCGCACGCCGAGCGCGCACGCACCGGCGCCGGGCGGGGCCGAGUGGUCGCGCGGGCCCGACGAGCCGUGGUACCGGCACGCCGUCGCCGCCGCCCCGCACCUCACCGUGCACGCGCCCGUCACGCCGGCGCGCCGCAUGCGCAACACCGCCAUCACUCCGCCGCCCCUCGGUGCCAAAGACGAAUGGCUGACCGCGGCCCGUGCUCUAACUAACCCGGACAAGAGCAUCGUCGGCGUUGCCGGUUACCACUUCCAUCCGCAGCACUUGGCUGACCUGCUAGAUGCCGUCACCAACAAUACGUGCGAUCUCGAGGAGCCGGACUGCAAGCCCAGCUGCGACGGCAAGGAUUGGAGCUGCGUGCUAAUUGACGAGGGUGGGUGGGUGGUGGCGGGGGUGGGGACCGGUGAGGAGGUAGAAGGGGGAGCAGCACGCGUACACCUGUCCACUGCGCACCCCGCCGCCAUGGCCGCGCUGCUCGGCGCACGGGUGUACUCGCUCAACUGGCUGCACGACUACCAGGCCGUCUGCUUCCCCUACGUGGACACGUCCGCCGCCUCUAUGGUACUGCCAUCGUUGCUAAAAUCGCUGUGGCGCUCUGUGUACCUAAUAAUUAAACUAACUCAAGAGUUAGUAACGCUCCUUGCAAUAUUAAGUAAAGGUACUCUGGUGUAUGGCGACACACAAAAGGAGAAAGACAAGCGUCGUAACCGCGUCCGUCGCGACUUCGAGCGCGAGAAAUAUGAGCGGUUGUAUGAUGACAGGGUGUUGGUGAACAGAACCAGGUUCGCAGCGUGCGACCGCUCGCGACCACUCUACGAACUGAACCGUACAGCGGAAGCGAUAGAGCGUCUGUCGCGCGCGCCGAUGUUGUGCAGCUGGCCGCUGGUGGGCGCGCCCGUGCCGCACACCAACCUGGUGCUGCUGGCCGUGUACACGCGCUGUCCGCGCCGACACAAGCCCGUGCCCGCCCCGCUCCACAACCCCCCGGUAAACGUCACGAAACUUUUGGCCAAAAAGAAGAUGAACUGGGGCGAUAUGUCGCCAGCCAGCGAGCUCGCUUGUUGGCGCAACGCCGACCCUUUACCGGGCCGAAUGCCCCACGUUCAGUGCUACCAACACAACUACACACAGGAAGAGGGAUAUCGACAAUGCGGGCCAUGGAUACCAGAUCCAGAGGUGGAGGAAAACUGUGCUGCAUCAUUACCAUUACUAUUUCCAGUCAAAUUAUUUGUAUUGUUAAUUUUUUUUAUGACGCAAAUAAUUUAUAAUACAUAAUGGACGAAAUUGCCACGGGUAGCUCCCUGAAUAUUGCCCGAAAGAGCCGCCGGGCAAAGUAUAAAUAAACUAAAGGGGUGGAAAUAAAAAAAAAUGUAUGUUGAAUGGUUUAUGGUUUGGAACUAAAAUCUAAACCUACAACGAAUAAAAACAAAACUAGCUCACGAUAGGGGUCGCUUCAAUGGGUUCAAUAGUUGGUGUAUGUCGUGGCCAUAUCAUAGAUUUGAUCACUUUAUGAAAUGCUCGAGAAUUUCAUGAAAUGGUCACAUUUCAUGAUGUGGCCAACUUAAUUUGACCAGAUCAUUAAAUCAUCAACAUUUAACGAUUUGGUCAUCCACAUUUGGCCGGAUCGUAUAAUUAGGGUGUCC